Sesamum indicum (sesame) is the source of this 1139-nucleotide messenger RNA. Its product is annotated as proteasome subunit alpha type-2-A. NCBI's taxonomy places the organism in Eukaryota, Viridiplantae, Streptophyta, Magnoliopsida, Lamiales, Pedaliaceae. The record is from RefSeq and is a predicted model, not a curated record. Gene Ontology annotation, biological process: ubiquitin-dependent protein catabolic process. Gene Ontology annotation, cellular component: proteasome core complex; proteasome core complex, alpha-subunit complex.
AAGACAAUCGAGCAGAUUAGGCCCGUGAUAUAUUGGGUUGUGAAAGAGUUGAUCGAGGAUCCCGUUCUUCUUCAACAAGAAACCCCACAACAAAAACCUCUGUCCUCGGCCAUUUGCACUGCAAUUCCGACCACAUUCGAGUCACAGGAAUAGCUUAAGUUUAUUCAUCAGGAGUAUUUGAAGUUUAACCAAGAAGUCAAUGGGUGACAGUCAGUAUUCUUUCUCCCUCACUACUUUCAGCCCUUCAGGCAAGCUUGUUCAAAUUGAACAUGCUUUGACAGCAGUUGGAUCUGGUCAAACAUCUUUAGGAAUUAAAGCUGCUAAUGGCGUUGUUAUUGCAACAGAGAAGAAGUUACCAUCAAUUUUAGUUGAUGAAACAUCCGUGCAAAAGAUUCAGAUUUUGACCCCAAAUAUUGGAGUUGUCUACAGCGGCAUGGGGCCCGAUUCUCGAGUUUUGGUGCGAAAAAGUAGGAAGCAGGCUGAGCAAUAUUAUAGACUAUACAAAGAACCAAUUCCAGUCACUCAAUUGGUGAGGGAAACUGCGACGGUCAUGCAAGAAUUUACUCAAUCAGGUGGCGUGAGGCCGUUUGGUGUAUCACUCUUGGUUGCCGGAUACGAUGACAAAGGUCCACAGCUAUAUCAGGUGGAUCCUUCAGGUUCAUACUUCUCUUGGAAAGCUUCAGCCAUGGGAAAGAAUGUAUCAAAUGCAAAGACAUUUUUGGAGAAGAGGUACACAGAAGAUAUGGAACUUGAUGAUGCUGUGCAUACAGCAAUUUUGACACUGAAGGAGGGAUUUGAAGGACAGAUUUCAGGGAAAAACAUUGAGAUUGGUGUGAUUGGCAAUGACAAAAUAUUCAGGGUUCUUACCUCGUCUGAAAUUGAAGAUUACUUACAGGAAGUGGAAUAGUUGCACACCCACCUUUUGUUGUUGGCAGAAUCCAGUGGUUGAUUUUGUCCGUAUAACUAUUCCGCUGCUGUAUUAGAUCUUGUUCCAAUUCUUACAUUUACUGGAAACUCGUUUCUUUCUCUUAGAUUCUUCCUAAACCGGCCACAUAUGCAAUUGAACACUCUUGUUUGUCCUUUAGGAGGAUUCCUGUUGCCUACAAAUAUUAUCAAGUUUGCUAAAUCUGUGAUUGUCA